This is a messenger RNA of Bathycoccus prasinos, 735 nucleotides long. RefSeq lists its product with no specific name. The coding region runs from base 1 to 735 and encodes 244 amino acids. NCBI's taxonomy places the organism in Eukaryota, Viridiplantae, Chlorophyta, Mamiellophyceae, Mamiellales, Bathycoccaceae. The transcript has a single exon. The record is from RefSeq and is a predicted model, not a curated record.
AUGCGUCGAUCGCAGAGAAAAAAGGAUAAAGAAGAAGAAUCAGACGACGACGGUAUUCAUAGUGAUAGUGAUGACGAUGUGAGAUCAAAAGUGAAGAGAAGCAGUGCAAGAAGUCCUUCGACGGGAAUAAAAUCCCCAGGGAGAGCGACGAGAGAGAACUCCUGGAACCGGGAAAUGCUAACGCAAGCGCUGAACGAGAGCAAGAAAGAAGUUGUGGCGUUUAACGUUCGCGUGCCGAUGUGUUUGGCGUUGACUUUGAAACACACGAAUACGACGAGGAAACUGAUUCUCUCCCUAACGGCCAUGAUUUUGUCCGCGUACAUAGAAUACAUAGAAGUGAGCGAACGAGAAUUGCACGUGGCCUAUCUCUCUUCUCCAUUUUUGGUGUUCCUCGCUUUUGAGUUUACGGUUCUAUCGACCGCAUUCGUGCUGCUCUUGCCGACGACGUUAACAGAAGCAGACAUGGAACAACAGAAAACAAUUUUAGAUUCUAGAGUCAUCUCUCGAUUGAAACUGCCCGGGUUUGCGGCGAGGUGGGCGGCUGGCGUUCGCGUAGCUUUAGUGCAGUUAACUCGCGCGUUGAUACAAGACACGGCGGUGUUUCUGGCGUUAUUUUUACUCUUCACGGGAGUCUUCGUGGGAUCAGAGCACGUCAAGUUAGACGCGUAUUCGAGCAUAGAAGAGAUGGACGAUGGAAGUGGGAUAUCGGUGACGAACAUAGAGAGAGAACGAUAG